AUGACUUCUCCAAUCGAACUUUCCCAAUCGUCUGAAACUGCCGAGAGCCAGCAGGUAAACGCCGCAGUGGGAUCACUACCUCCAUUUUGGAACCACAAACCGGAAUUAUGGUUCGCCAUUAUCGAGGCAAAAUUUGAUUUGGCAAACGUCACCGCUGAGAAGACAAAAUAUAACCAUACUCUUGGUGCUCUUCUUCCCGAAAUCGCUAGCGAGGUAGCAGACAUAAUUACAGCCCUGAAGCCGGAGGAGCAGCAGCCGUACAGUAAAUUAAGACGAGCCAUACUUGCACGUCUCACGUUGUCAGAGACUCAAAAAGUGCAACAACUAGUGUCAGGGCUGGAGCUUGGUUCUAGGAAGCCGUCACAACUGUAUCGUCAAAUGAUAACCCUCGUGGGAGAAGGUUCAAACAAAUCCGUGAACGAACAAGUAUUACGGGAGCUUUUUAUGCAACAAAUGCCACAAAAUAUUAAACUAGUCCUAAUAUCGCUUGGUGACAUUAAUUUAGGCAAGCUCGCGGAAUUAGCUGACAAAAUUUUGGAAGCAGCGCCGAUGACAGCUGUUUCAACAAUCACCACUCGUGGAGACGAUGCACCUACAGACGAUGCGAACAGUCCAUUGAGCAUCUUGGUUAAAAAAAUGGACGAGACGCCGUCAUGGGAACCGCAAGUAUAA
Zophobas morio is the source of this 672-nucleotide messenger RNA. RefSeq lists its product as uncharacterized. The record is from RefSeq and is a predicted model, not a curated record. Bases 1 to 672 code for a protein of 223 amino acids. Lineage: Eukaryota; Metazoa; Arthropoda; Insecta; Coleoptera; Tenebrionidae. The transcript has 2 exons.